Molecule: messenger RNA, 5265 nt
Organism: Dichotomopilus funicola
Lineage: Eukaryota; Fungi; Ascomycota; Sordariomycetes; Sordariales; Chaetomiaceae
Exons: 3
Coding region: 1-5265 (1754 amino acids)
Biological process (GO): transmembrane transport
Cellular component (GO): fungal-type vacuole membrane
Molecular function (GO): ATP hydrolysis activity; ATP binding; ABC-type transporter activity
Source: RefSeq, a predicted model, not a curated record
AUGCGGCUUGACGACGCGGGCGAGCCAGGCUUUGCAUCGUGCUCCUGGCCGAUAUGGCAGACCGAUGACUUCACCCGCUGUUUUCAGCGAGACUACCUCAAAGUCCUCCUGCCAUUGGCUAUCGUAACGCUCUCGUUUGUGCACCUCCUCGCCCACAACCUCAUCCGCGCUGCAAAGCUAAAGGGCACUCUCGGGUACGAACCCCUUGGGGCCGGCCCGACGACGUUAUCGCCGACGAGCCAUACCGAAUUACCGAGGGAUGAACAACCCAUUGGCGAGAGUGAUGAGGAGGAAGACCUGGUGAUCGAGGGCGGCCGGCUCGCGCUGGCGAAGACCACGACGAGGGGCUCCAUUGUCCAGGCGGAUAUCCCACCCGGGCAGACGCUUUCAAUCUGGAUCGAGGAGUUGUCUGUCAUUGGUCUAGUGGCCAUCAACGCUAUCGCAUUGGCCACGGGGGCAUAUGGCAAGAAAUGGGGAAGCAUCGCGGCCGUGGCCGGCUUGGUCACCUGGGUUUAUGCCCUGUUGUUGACAUCCCUUCGCCUCACUUUGGGGAAUACACAAUGGCGUGUGCCGCAUCUCUGGAACCACACGACGAUCAUCUACACUUUCCAAUGGCUGUUCACAUCGGUGAUCUUUCGCUCUGUCCUGAUCCGCGCGAGCUCCCAGCUCACCCAGACCCUUGCCAUUGCCGAGUUCGCCCUUAGCACACUGCUGUUCGUGAUGGCCAUCUGCACUCGCAAGGGAAACAAGACCAUUCUGCUGGAGUGGGAGGACGGCAUUGCGCCGGGCCGGGAGAACCUGGCGUCGCUCUUUUCACGGUACACGUUCUCCUGGGUUGACAGCAUCGUUUACGAGGGUUGGAAGGAGCCGUUGGAUAUCAAGAGGGUCUGGAACUUGCUGCCUAAGGACAAGGCCGCUGCCGUUUUGUCCAACUACCGGCUCUUGAAGAAGACGACAUCGCUGGCCGUCCACCUCCUCAAGUUCUUCAAGGGUGCCUUGGUCGUACAGGCGGCCUGGGCUGUCCUCGGUGGAGCGCUCACCUUCGCACCGACGCUGCUCCUCCGCGCCAUCUUGGAAUACGUAGAGGACCCCUCGAUCGCUCCCCGGAACGUGUUGUGGCUCUACGUCAUCCUCCUUCCCCUCUCCGAUGUACUUCGCUCCGUUGCAGACGGCCAAGCACUCUGGAUCGGUCGCAAGAUCUGCAUCAACCUGCGGGCCAUCCUGGUCGGCGAGAUCUACGCCAAGGCGCUUCGCAGAAAGGCAGCCGCAGGCAACGACAACGACCUCGGCGCUAAGAAGGAUGAUGACAAGAAGAAGAAGGGAAUCUUUUCCCGGGUCAAGAGGCUGUUGGGGCUCAGCAAGGACAACACGGCUUCGAACGAUGCCGCAAACGCAGCUGCUAGCAAGGGCAAGACGCCCGAUGCCGAUGAGCAAGCCAACUUGGGCACCAUCAUCAACUUGAUGUCAGUUGACAGUUUCAAAGUGUCUGAGAUUACUUCUUAUCUGCAUUUCCUCGUCGCGGCGGCGCCUACGCAGCUCCUCGUGGCCAUCAUCCUGCUCUACCAGGUCAUGGGAUACAGCGCCAUCCCCGGUCUCAUCAUCAUGGCGUUGUUGCUGCCAGUCAACAUUGCCUUCGGCAAGGGCUUCAACUCGAGCCAAAAGCGGAUCAUGGCUGCCACUGAUAAACGUAUUCACACCACCAACGAGAUUCUGCAGAACAUCCGAAUCAUCAAGUAUUUUGCCUGGGAGCAUCGGUUCUCCCAGAUUGUGGACGAGAAGCGCCGGGCGGAAUUGAAGGCUCUCCGUUUCCGUUUCAUGAUUUGGGCGGCCGCCGUGGCCGUCUGGAACACGGUGCCGAUUUUAAUCACGUUCUUCUCGUUCCUCGUCUACACCGUCGUUGAGCAGAAGCCGCUCUACCCGUCGGUCGCUUUCACCGCGAUCUCCCUGUUCAUGCUCCUACGCUACCCGCUGGAUCAGCUCGGCGACAUGAUUGCCCACGUUCAAGAAUCAGCCGUGUCUAUCGAUCGUAUCGAAGAGUUCUUGUCUGAGGAGGAGACCGAGAAGUUUGCGCAGCUGGGUGUUGACAACGUGGACGAGAAUGGCAACCGGGUCAUCGGGUUCAAGAACGCGACCUUUAUCUGGGGCAGCCGGACGGCGGUUGCUGAGGAUGGCUCCAUGGCCUUCCGCCUGCUAGACCUCGACCUCGACUUCAAGAUCGGCAAGCUCAACGUCAUCACUGGCCCAACUGGCUCUGGGAAGACCUCGUUGCUCAUGGCACUUCUCGGCGAGAUGACUAUCAUGAAGGGCCGCGUCUUCCUUCCCGGAGGACGCAGCCGUGAGGAUGUUCGGCCCGACCCAGAGACCGGGCUUGCCGAGACCUGCGCCUAUGUCGCUCAGCAAGCCUGGCUUGUCAACGCCAACAUCAAGGACAACAUUUUGUUUUCGGCACCAUAUGACGAGCAGCGAUACCGCGAUGUCAUCGUAGCCUGCGCUCUGGAACGUGAUCUCGAAAUUCUGGACAACGGCGACGAGACGCUGGUGGGCGAGAAAGGCAUCACCCUUUCUGGUGGUCAAAAGCAACGUAUCUCCCUGGCGAGAGCGGUGUAUUCUAACUCGAAACACCUGCUCUUGGAUGACUGCUUGAGCGCUGUCGAUUCCCAUACGGCGCAGUGGAUCUUCAACAACUGCAUCAUGGGCCCGUUGAUGCGUAACCGCAGCUGCAUUCUCGUCUCCCACAACAUCCCGCUCUGUGUGCCGCAUGCCGACUACGUUGUCACGAUGGCCAACGGCCGUGUCACCCACCAAGGCACGCCGCAGGAACUGAUUGGUGCGGGCGCGCUUCCUGAGGAUGUCGCUGUGCAAAAGUCCGCGCCGGGUUCCGCUCACAUCUCUCGCGUGCCGUCAAGGGUCCCUUCUAGCGUCGGCGAGGAGAGCGGUGCUACGCUGAUCAAUGAUGCAGAUGGCGGUUCUGGUGACCAGCACAAGGCGAAAGACGACCCUGCGAAGAAAAAGGAGACCAAGAAGGUCGACGCCAUGGAGGAGACCAGAUCUACCGGGGCGGUCAAGUGGCCCGUCCUGAAGCUGUACCUGGGAUCCAUGGGCGGGUGGAUGUUUUGGAUCGCCGCGGCCUCUGUCUUUGCUACGCAACAGUUCUCCGGCGUGGCGUCCAGCUUCUGGAUCCGGGAGUGGUCCAACCAGUACGACACCGAGGAGAAGGCCAAGAUCGGGUUCAACAUGAACUCCAACAGUUACUCGGUCCAGACGCUGUCGCCGACCUACUUUGCGUCUAUCGCGAACUAUGUGAAGGGCAACAGCACUACUUGGAUGACGGCGACGGCCGACUCGGGCACACCGGUGCCGGAGGUGAACGUCACAUACUACCUAAUCGUACUGGCGGCGAUUGGUAUUGCGGGCGCGCUGGCUGCUCUAUUCCGGGAUCUGUGGCUCUUCAAGGGCUCUAUCAGCGCCUCGUGGAAGCUGCACGACGGCCUGAUGCGGUCGGUCACGGGCGCCAAGUUCAAGUUCUUCGACGUCACGCCGCUGGGCCAGAUGAUGAACCGAUUCAGCAAGGACCUGGAGAAUGUCGACCAGGAAGUCGCGCCCAUUGCCAUCGGCGUCAUGUCCUGUGCCCUGGCCAUCAUUGUUACUGUCAUUUUGAUCGCCUAUAUCACGCCCAUGUUCCUGGUCGCGGGCGUCUUCAUCGCGCUGGCGUAUUAUUUCCUGGGCAGUUUCUAUCUCCACGCGUCGCGCGACCUGAAGCGGCUGGAGUCAGUCGAGCGUAGCCCGCUGUUCCAGCAGUUUGGUGAGACGCUCAGCGGCGUCACGACGAUCCGCGCGUACGGGGACGAGCGCCGGUUCAUCCGCGACAACCUAGGGCGCAUCAACACGCAGCUCCGGCCGUUCAUCUACAUGUGGGCCGCUAACAGAUGGCUCGCAUUCCGGACCGACUGCCUGGGAGAUGUUGUCGCUUUCUUUGCCGGGGUGUUUGUCAUCAUCGGGCUCGGCAAGAUCGACCCGGGCUCGGCGGGUAUCUCGUUGAGCUAUGCGAUUGGAUUUGCUGAUAACAUACUGUGGCUUGUCCGUUUGUAUGCGCUGAACGAGCAGAACAUGAACUCGGUCGAGCGGAUUAAGGAAUAUCUAGACGUGGAGCAGGAGGCUGUAGCGGUGGUCGAGGACAAUCGACCGCCUGAGAACUGGCCCGCCCAGGGCGCGGUUGAGUUCAUCAACUACAGCACACGGUACCGCGAGGAGCUCGACCCGGUUCUGCGGAACCUGAGCUUCCGCAUCGAGGCCCGCGAGAAGAUUGGCAUUGUGGGCCGUACCGGUGCUGGCAAGAGUUCGCUCACCUUGGCCAUCUUCCGCGCGUUGGAGGCGGACGAGGGCAAGAUUCUCAUUGACGGUGUCGACGUGGGCUUGAUCGGCCUCCGUGACCUGCGCGAGGCCAUCACGAUUGUGCCACAGGAACCCACCCUGUUCAUGGGCACCAUCCGGACUAACCUCGACCCCUUUGACCUGUAUACGGAUGAGGAGAUCUUCACUGCGCUCCGCCGCGUGCACCUGAUCCAAGCGGGUGAACUCACCUCCGUCACUGCUCCGGCUACACCAACCAUGGCCCUCCCCGAAGCCACUACCGCAACAGAUAGCAUCAACACGCCCACCACGCCUACCACAGCCGCCAACAACAAAAACAUCUUCCUCGACCUCUCCUCCCCCGUCACCGAAUCCGGCAACAACCUCUCCCAGGGCCAGCGUCAGCUCCUCUGCCUUGCCCGCGCCCUGCUCAAGAACCCGACCGUGCUUGUCAUGGACGAGGCGACCGCCUCCAUCGACUAUGCCACGGACUCAGCCAUCCAGGAAACCAUCCGCGAACUGACCAGCACGAUCAUCACCAUUGCUCACCGUCUGCAGACGAUUGUGGAUUAUGACAAGGUGUUGGUGUUGGAUAAGGGGGAGAUUGUAGAGUAUGGGCAUCCGUGGGAGUUGAUGCGGAAGCGGAAGCAGGGCGAGGGGAAAGGGAAGGGUGUUGCUACUACUGGUGCGGGUGCUACUGCGGGCGACCGUGGUGGUGUGUUUAGGAGUAUGUGUGAGACGAGUGGGGAUUAUGCUGUGUUGGCGGCUGCUGCGAAGAAGGCGUGGAAGGCGAAGCAGUUGGUUGAUGUUGAUGAUGAUGAGGAGGAGGAGGAGGAGGAGGAUGACGAUGAGGCCGGGAAUCGGGAGGAGGGCAAGGAAACUGGUGGGGCGGCUGCUACGGACGUGGAGCAGUAA